Messenger RNA from Carya illinoinensis, 827 nucleotides. Its product is annotated as major pollen allergen Ole e 10-like. The record is from RefSeq and is a predicted model, not a curated record. The transcript has 5 exons. Lineage: Eukaryota; Viridiplantae; Streptophyta; Magnoliopsida; Fagales; Juglandaceae. Bases 127 to 624 code for a protein of 165 amino acids.
CAAAAACAUAAUCCAAAACAUCUAUCAUAAAAAAUUGAAUACUUUCUGAGUCUAUCUUACAUUCUUAAAAGUAACCAAUUAGUCCAGUCCAGUCUCUAGCUCUCUGCCUUAUCCAAGCUGUGACAGAUGAAAAUGAAGAUCGCUAGAGGGACAUUGGCAAUAAUCCUUCCUCUGGCCUUGGCGUUUCUUCUGUCUUUCGCUGCUUGCACUGAGUCAAAGAUGCAUGUAAAUGAAAAAAGGCUGCAAGUAGCUUUUUCAAGAUCGCAUCUGAAGGGGAAAAAGCUGCAGCCCGCAAAAGCAGGCGACAAGGAAGCAGUACUGUCUUCUAAUCGAACGGAAAAAGGGUCGAUGACGAACACGUGGUGCAUUGCAAAGCCGUCGACAAAUAAUGAUAAACUUCUUCACAACGUGGAAUACAGCUGCGGGGAAGCUAAUGUGGACUGUCGUAGCAUUCAACUUGGAGGAACCUGCUUCCAUCCAAACAAUGCAGUCUCUCAUGCUUCGUUUGCUAUGAAUCUCUUCUACCAGGACUCCGGGAAGCACCCUUGGAACUGCGACUUUAAUGGAACCGGUCUCAUCGUUUCUGACAACCCAUCUUUUGGUCUAUGCCAGUAUCCGGCUUGAUGAGAGAGCUCAAGAUAAGAAGUUAAGGAAUGAAGACACUUUUGUAUCGGAAGAAUAAAAUCAGAAGGUUUUCAAGUACUUGUUGUAAGGGAGGAGAGAGAGAGAGAGAGAACUCAAACUUGAAUAAGAAAUAGAGGGCAGCAGUGGUUUUUAUUGAGAUAAAAUUAAGAUCCAAAUGCUGUUAGAAAUAAUACGUUAUUCAA